UAUAAUACAUUGACACUUGACAUAAUAUUUUUGCACUAUACUAUUUAUACACCAACGUUACUAUCAUUAUUAUCCACAUAUAUGGUACAUAAAAGGUUUAUCUAGUUUUAUCAGUGUUUUUUAAAGAAUAUAAGAAGGAUGGUGCUACGCAGUGGUUCAUGAAAAAAGAAAAAAAUAAAAAUAAAAUAAAAUAAUCCUGCUACAGAAUGAUUUGGAUAAACAUAAGAUCAAAAUAUUUAAGUGUAAAAAAAAAUGUAUUGUUACUAUUUAAGAAUAAUCUUUAACAGCAAUGUUUAUUGGUAAAAAGCAGAGAGGCACGGCAUAAGCAACUAUUGGCCAUGGCAACCACGGCCGACAGUAUCACAGUUGCCGAUUUUAUUUUUUACAAUAAUUUUGAUUCCGCAAACCUAGCUAAGGUUGAACAAGUUAACGCACAAGAUAUUGUGGAUCAAGAUGUUGGUGAGGCAAUUGUUAAUAAAUCAAAUAAAGUGCCUGAAGAUCAGCAACCAGAAUACGAAUUCAAUGUUUGGACCAAACAUGAUUGUCAUGGAACAGAAUUCCAGAAUAAUAACCGCACAUGGUUUUAUUUUGGUAUUAAAUCACCUGCUCAAGGUAUUGUCGUUAAGUUCAAUGUGAUAAAUCUUAAUAGACAGUCAAAGAUGUUCAGCCAAGGAAUGUGUCCAGUUUUUAAAGUCAUUCCGGGUCAUCCUCAUUGGGAGAGAAUACGAGAUAAACCGACUUAUACAAUGGACCAAAAAGGCAGCGAAUUUACACUUUCAUUUAUUAUUCGCACUCCAGAAAAUCCUAAAGCCGUCAUGUAUGUCGCGUUCACAUAUCCAUUUACAUACGCUGAUCUUCAACAUUAUUUAAACAGAAUUGAUGCACGAAUAUCUAAACAAAAUUCAUCAAAUGCAGAUGCUAUUUAUUAUCAUCGAGAGUGUGCUAUUAAAUCAUUAGAAGAUCGCCGACUUGAAGUACUGACUAUUAGUUCUUAUCACAAUAUUUCAACGGAAAGAGAAGAUAAUCUCAAAGGUUUAUAUCCAGAACCUGAGGAAAAAAGGUCAUUUAAAUUUCGAGGAAAAAGAAUUGUUUUUGUUAGUGCACGUGUUCAUCCAGGUGAAACCCCGUCCAGCUUUGUGUUCAAUGGAUUUUUGAAUUUUUUACUCAAUUUAGAAGAUCCAAUAGCUAUAAUAUUACGCCGUAUUUAUGUGUUCAAAUUAAUACCUAUGCUUAAUCCUGAUGGUGUCGCUCGAGGUCACUAUCGCAUGGAUACACGUGGUGUUAAUCUUAACAGGGUAUAUCUUAAGCCUUCAUAUAAAAAUCAUCCAACUAUUUAUGCCGCCAGAAGUCUCAUAAGAUACUAUCACAACUUUUGUGAAGAAAUAGUGGAAAUUGAUUCGUUUGAUGAUAUGACGUCGGAACUUGAUAAAAAGGGUAUGGAAAUCGUAAAUGUAAUGACAGUAGACAAACAUAAUUGCCUUCACCAACCAGACACCUAUUGUGAAAGUUCAAAAAAAGAUAUUGAACUGAUAAAGCCAAGUAAAGAAGAAUCAACUGAAUCUCAAAAUAAAAUAUCAACAGCAGAAGGGGUUGACGAAACAAGUAUUAAAAAUGUCUGCACUAUCGGUAAUCCUCCAAGAAGUUCGGAAGAUUCUGGAUUAUUUUUAUACGUUGAUCUUCAUGGCCAUGCUUCCAAAAAGGGUAUAUUUAUGUAUGGAAAUUAUUUUGAUGAUCCUGACGACACGAUAAUGUGUAUGCUAUUGCCAAAAUUAAUGUCAAUCAACAAUGCAAACUUUCACUUUACAUCGUGUAAUUUUACGGAAAAAAAUAUGUAUCUUAUUGACAAAAGGGACGGAAUGUCUCGUGAAGGGUCAGGAAGAGUUGCUGUUUAUAAAAUGACCGGCUUAGUGCGUAGUUAUACAUUAGAAUGUAAUUACAAUUCUGGCCGAUUAGUUAAUACAAUACCUGCGAGAAUACGUGACCUUGCAUUUAAAUCAACGGGGCACAUGUUUAUGCCUCCAAAAUAUACACCAACUGUGUUCGAAGAGGUUGGAGCAGCAUUAGGUCCGUCGAUAUUGGACCUAACAAAUAGCAAUCCUAAUAGUCGUUUGCCAAAUAGUCAAUAUCGAUCGUUAAGGGGAGUAAAAUCAUAUUUGAAGUUGACUUAUGUCAAUAAUCUUACCAGUGCUAUCAACAAACCACGAUCGAAGCAUCAAUCAAUUCACGAAAAUACGCUGAAGGAUACGUGUAUUGAGAACGUUAUAACAACGGUGAAUAAUUUGCCAUUGGAAGAAGUAUCAAAUGAUAGUGAUAAAGACGACAAAACUAGUCCAGUCAAAUCACGAAUCGUUCGAAGAACAUCAUCUCUGUGCAGUUCAGUAAAACGAAUCAAAAGUGGAAAGCGAAGUGCCCGUCAACUGCCAACAACAAAUCGUAAGUCUCUGAAGAAUCAACGUCGAAUAAUGAAUAAUCUCGAAAAUGGUCAGAUGAUUUCUAAAAUCAGAUCAUCACGGCUUGGUGUGAAGACUGCCGCUCUUAAGCCAUCAGUUGGACGUCGUCUUCUAGCGGACAAAAGUCAUCUUCAAAAAAUCAUCAAGCAUCCCACUGAUAAGGAAAUAAUUACUGAGCAAACAUCAAUAAUUAGAAAUGGUACUAAACGACUUAAAAUUUUAAAAGUCCGAUCAGAAAUGGGGGAAUCAUCCAAGUCAACGUCAUCGCCACCACCAGUCUCGUCAUCAUCACUAUCAUCAACUGGUGAGAAUUCAACAUCUAAAUCGAAAAGAGUCGGCUUUACUCGUGAUAAAAGAACUAAAGGAAAGUUCUCGCGUUUAAGAAAAUCCGAACAAGUUAAACCACGCAAAUCGUCUUCCGGUAAGCUCAUAAAUAAAUUUUAGACAUUGGCGUGUGUUUACAAAAAUUUUAUAAUGAUAAUUAUUUAUUU
Messenger RNA from Cotesia glomerata, 2941 nucleotides. Its product is annotated as cytosolic carboxypeptidase-like protein 5. The record is from RefSeq and is a predicted model, not a curated record. The coding region runs from base 339 to 2894 and encodes 851 amino acids. Gene Ontology annotation, molecular function: zinc ion binding; metallocarboxypeptidase activity. Gene Ontology annotation, biological process: protein deglutamylation; proteolysis. The transcript is spliced from 9 exons. Lineage: Eukaryota; Metazoa; Arthropoda; Insecta; Hymenoptera; Braconidae.